Molecule: messenger RNA, 595 nt
Organism: Bursaphelenchus xylophilus (pine wood nematode)
Lineage: Eukaryota; Metazoa; Nematoda; Chromadorea; Rhabditida; Aphelenchoididae
Source: the annotation of a GenBank genome assembly
AUGGCCCCUCAUCUGGAUAAUGAAGUAUCCAAGAGAGUAGUUCAUGUGAAAAAGAGUAACUUCAAUGGUUUUAACACCAUCUCUGUGAUUAUGAAGGACUCGCGUGACGUGAGUUAUGUAUUGAGAGUGCAGGGGCCCCAAUGUGACAAGUUGGAGAACGUUCGGGUCGGCACAAUCGCCACGGUAGAGAACGCCAAGAGAAGCGAAAAGCCAUCGCUCACGUAUUUUCUAAACCCCUUGCCUGACUUCAAGUUUGAUAUCAUAUUCGAUCCCAAGGCCAAGCAACCGAAAUCCCCACAAAAGGUAAAUUUUUUUCAUUUUUAAUAGAUUAAUUACAUAUUUAUUGUUAUUUUCAAUCUUCUUAAAAAGAAUGUUUUAGAACAAGCCCAAUUUCAAGAUUGAAUUUGUCCCUAAGAAAAUUAAGAAAGAACCAGUGGAAGAAGUCGAGGAAGAAGAAGAAACGUCUAAUCCAAAGCCAUGCCCGAGUGUCCAAGAGUGUCAACCUGAACCUAGCUCCGCUGAGCCUCAGAACCCAAGAGACAUGGGCCUCCAUGACAUCAAAAAUGAAAUCAUCGAAGAGGAAGAGGUUUAUUAG